Messenger RNA from Lymnaea stagnalis (great pond snail), 285 nucleotides. Lineage: Eukaryota; Metazoa; Mollusca; Gastropoda; Lymnaeidae. The record is from the annotation of a GenBank genome assembly.
AUGAGUGUGCCUAGUCCUAAAUCACCGUUGUCUGUCAGCUCAUCGCAGGCCCUAGACCACAAUGCUCCUCUGAACCCACCAAUGACACCCAACACCAUGCUGAUCAACCUGCUAAACAGAGUACCGACCCCUCUACUUACAAACCACCAGGACCUGCUCUCGGUUCCCACUUCCCAAGAAAAUAAUAUCCAACACAAUGAAAAUGAAGCUUGCCUGGGGAACUUUGAAAUGAUUGAUGAGAAAAGAAGCGAUGGCAUGUUCCCAGGGAAAAGAAUAAAUUAUUCA